GGAAUUACUAUGGCGACCGCCACUCCAAGCCGUGAAACUGGCCGGCCGGCGGCCUCGACUCCUCUGUCCCCGACCCGGAUCUCCCGCCUGCAGGAGAAACAAGAGCUGCAGCACUUAAACGACCGACUAGCUGUUUACAUCGACCGGGUCCGCUCGCUUGAACUCGAGAACGACCGCUUGAUGCUCAAGGUGUCCGAAAAAGAGGAGGUGACUACUAGAGAGGUUACGGGCAUAAAAUCUUUGUAUGAAGCAGAGUUGGCAGAUGCACGGAGGGUUCUGGAUGAAACUGCUAAAGAGCGGGCCAAGUUCCAGAUAGACCUGGGCAAGGCUCAGGCUGACCUGGAAGAAGCCCUGCGCAGUGGCAAGAAGAAGGAUGGAGACCUUGCAGCAGCUUUGUCCAGGGCUAACGGAUUGGAAGGUCAACUGAACCAAAGUGAUGCUGCUCUCUCAGCUGCCCUCAGCCAGAAUGCUGCACUUUCAUCUGAACUCGCUGAUGUCAAGGGCCAGUUGGCAAAGGUGGAGGACAGCCAUGCUGUGGCCAAGCGUCAGCUGGAGGCUGAGACUCUGAUGCGAGUGGACUUGGAAAACCGUUGUCAGUCACUGAGUGAGGAGUUGGCUUUCAGAAAGAACGUGUUUGAAGAGGAGGUGCGAGAGUCUCGUCGCAGACAGGAACAGAGAAUCGUGGAGGUGGACUCAGGAGUCAGGCAGGACUAUGAGUUCAAACUGGCACAGGCUCUUCAGGACCUCCGGAAGCAGCAUGAUGAGCAGGUUGCCAUCUAUAAGGAGGAGUUGGAACUCACCUUCCAGUCCAAAUUGGAAAAUGCCAAAGGUUCCUCAGAGAUCAAUGACAAGGCAGUGAGCUCGGCCAGAGAGGAGCUCCAGGAGUCUCGUAUGAGAAUAGAAAGUCUUGGAUAUCAACUAAGUGCUCUGCAGAAACAGGCCACUGCCUCUGAGGAUCGCAUCAGAGAGCUGGAGGAUAUUCUGUCAGCAGAAAGAGACAAGCACCGACGUAUUGUGGACGGAAAGGUACAAGAGAUGACCGACCUGAGAGACCGGAUGCAUGCUCAGCUGAAUGAAUACCAGGAGCUGCUGGAUGUGAAGCUCGCCCUUGACAUGGAGAUCAAUGCGUAUAGGAAACUGCUGGAGGGAGAGGAGCACAGGCUGAAACUGUCUCCAAGCCCGUCUAGUAAAGUUGCCGUUUCCAGAGUAUCUGGCUCCUCCUCCUCUCGGUCGUCUAAGAGGAAGAGAAUUGACUUGGACCCAUUAGAGUUGGGGCGAGAUGAGCUGCUGGUGUCAGAAGAGGCCACAGCCAGUGGACCAGUGAGCAUCUCACCCACUGACAUGGAUGGGAAUGCUGUCACCCUGGCCAAUGAAACUGACCAGGAUCAACCUCUGGGUAGCUGGAGGUUGAAGAGACAAGUUGACAAUGGAGAAGAGAUUGUUUACAAGUUCUCUCCCAAGUUUGUUCUUAAAGCUGGCCAAACUGUCACGGUUUGGUCUGCGGACGCAGGAGUCGCUCACAGUCCACCAUCUGACUUGCUGUGGAAGGGCCAGACUUCCUGGGGAACAGGAAAUGAAAUCAUCACCACUUUGUUGAACUCUGAUGGCGAGGAGGUGGCCAGUAGGAGAGUGACCAAGACUCAGGUGGAGAUGGAGAAUGGUGAGGAAGAGGAGGUGGUGGCACAAACGGGCAAGACAUCUUCAAGAGAGUGCGCUAUCAUGUAAAGUCCCAUGCAAUCCGAUCCACACCACUGCCUCACCGUCUCAUUUUUAAGAGUUUUGGGCUAAAGAACUGUUUUUACUACCCUCAAACCCAGAACUGCUCUGAUUCAAGCACGGCCUCUGAAUACAAAUCUCUUCUUCAUCCUCAACAUUGUUGGUCAGUGAGCAGUGGCCUCUUCAAGCUGAACGUGUCGUUUAUUUGCUGUAAAGCAGCGAAACAGUCAUUUACACCAAAAUUGUGUACAGAUACAAGUAAAGAGCUCGUGUUUAAGGUCUGUCACUCCAUUGGUAGGUCGGAUUGUUUUUUUUGUUUUUUUUAUUCUUCGGUAGGGGACAUGCUUUACUAGUCAUCUGUCCCGUGUUUGCAAUUGUAUUGAGGUAUGGAAUUACUAUAUUAAUGGCAGGACAGAUUGUGCCCCCUCUACAACCCCUCAAUUUCUGAAUUGAAGUCUCUUUCUCAAGCCAAGUGUCAGGAGUCUUAGUUGCUCAGGUUGUUUAGGAAGCAGCCAUUAUGCGGGCCUGGGGUUGAGAUCUCUAUUAGAAGGUGUUUGGUAAAACAAUGAGACAGUGUAGAAAAUGAGCUGCUGUCCUACCUUACUUAGGAGCAUCCACAGGGUAAUUUAUUAAGAAAAUAGUUUAAGAAUCGGAACAAAGACUGAUAGAAUGUUCAUGCGGAUGUUUGAGGUGAUUCCUUUCGCGGUAUGACAAGUAUAAGUCCCAAACUCAGGCGGAGGGGACACCUAUCCCUGGUUUUACAAUAGGUGCUGACUUUCCACAAAGGUGGACCUGAUCACCCAAUUCCUUAGCAUAUAUUGAGCUAUGUUUUUGUUUGCUAGGAUUUCUCUAUUACGCUGAAUUUAAGGACUAACACUAUGUCUUCUCUGAUAAAUUGGUUUGUUAAGCAUUGCUGUAUAAUUGGACCUAAGAUGGCACCUUCGACGUUAUGUCAUUGAAUAUUCAACCUGUAUAUUUCACUGUAUUUUAUACAUGCCAGCUCUGAAAGUUGUCACCAGGUUGCCUCUGAAGGUUUCGACUUUUCGUUGAUUCCCAGUUUGGCUGCUUGCUUUCUGAAGACUCCUCUCAGUCAGAAUAUUGAUCGACCUUGUCUCUCAUAUACUUGAGGCAAAAAAACCCCUAAUUGCUUGUGUUACUCUUUAUCUGACACCAUGUGUGUCAUCCUGGCAAAUGUCUGUGUGUUUUCGGCGUGCUCUCUAGUUAUUUUUAUUUUCUUAUAGAUGUUUUGACAAUGUAAUCGGUCUAUUUACAAGACAUGUUUUGUUUUUAUAUUUUAUGGUGGACCUCUGUUUGAUUUAAAAUUGGGUGCUCAUGGCCUUAGGAGAAGGAAGAACAUGAACAUGGAAACUGUAACUGUGACUCACUGUCAAUCUGCAGUGCAUUGAUCACGACUGGGUUCAGUCUGACGUGCUGGACACUGACCUGCUGCUCAAAUGUCAUGGUGGCUCAGGUCAGUCUCACAACCAGUCAGAUCAUAUUUGUUUUUUUCUUACAAGUGACUUCAGUGAGCCAAGUAUGCAUGUUGUUAUCCUGAAGACAGGACAUUCAUACCGGACACAUGCUUCUUACUAAUGUGAGCAUCCAUUAUGUUUUUAAUAAUAAAUGCUUGAAAUGCAUUAGACCAGUGUUUGGCCACUGGUGCUUGAUGUGUGACUUCUGGAUAUUGAUCAUUAGCACCCAAGUUUUAAUCAGAGAGCCUUUUGUUCAUGCUGGGGAGGGAAUGGGGCUGUUUUCAUGCAUAACUAUCUGGUGUUUAACAACUUUUGUACCCACAAUAAAAGUUUUUCAUAUACAAUCUGUUUG
Molecule: messenger RNA, 3540 nt
Organism: Synchiropus splendidus (mandarinfish)
Lineage: Eukaryota; Metazoa; Chordata; Actinopteri; Syngnathiformes; Callionymidae
Gene: lmnb2
Product: lamin B2
Exons: 13
Coding region: 10-1725 (571 amino acids)
Source: RefSeq, a predicted model, not a curated record